Molecule: messenger RNA, 3435 nt
Organism: Marmota flaviventris (yellow-bellied marmot)
Lineage: Eukaryota; Metazoa; Chordata; Mammalia; Rodentia; Sciuridae
Source: RefSeq, a predicted model, not a curated record
GUCGGGUGGGUCGGCGGCUAUAAAGCUGGUAGCGGAGGGGAGGCGCCGCGUACGGUCUUUCGCGGCUUGGUCUUUUCCUGUGGUCACUACCCGGUCACAUUUGGUGCCCAGCAGAGGAAACAGUGACAGACCUGGAGGCUGCAGUUCUCUGUCCUUCACACAGCUCUUUCACCAUGCCUGGGUCACUUCCUUUGAAUGCAGAAGCUUGUUGGCCAAAAGAUGUGGGAAUUGUUGCCCUUGAGAUCUAUUUUCCUUCUCAAUAUGUUGAUCAAGCAGAGUUGGAAAAAUAUGAUGGUGUAGAUGCUGGAAAGUAUACCAUUGGCUUGGGCCAGGCCAGGAUGGGCUUCUGCACAGAUCGAGAAGAUAUCAACUCUCUUUGCCUAACUGUGGUUCAGAAUCUAAUGGAGAGAAAUAACCUUUCUUAUGAUUGCAUUGGACGGUUAGAAGUUGGAACAGAGACAAUCAUUGAUAAAUCAAAGUCAGUGAAGACUAAUUUGAUGCAGCUAUUUGAGGAGUCUGGGAAUACAGAUAUAGAAGGAAUAGAUACAACUAAUGCGUGCUAUGGAGGCACAGCUGCUGUCUUCAAUGCUGUUAACUGGAUUGAGUCCAGCUCUUGGGAUGGACGGUAUGCCCUGGUAGUUGCAGGAGAUAUUGCUAUAUAUGCCACAGGAAAUGCCAGACCUACAGGUGGAGUUGGAGCUGUGGCUUUGCUGAUUGGGCCAAAUGCUCCUUUAAUUUUUGACCGAGGGCUUCGUGGAACACAUAUGCAACAUGCCUAUGAUUUUUACAAGCCCGAUAUGGUCUCUGAAUAUCCUAUAGUUGAUGGAAAACUCUCCAUACAAUGCUACCUCAGUGCAUUAGACCGCUGUUAUUCUGUCUACCGCAAAAAGAUCCGUGCUCAGUGGCAGAAAGAGGGAAAUGAUAAAGAUUUUACCUUAAAUGAUUUUGGCUUCAUGAUCUUUCACUCACCAUAUUGUAAACUGGUUCAGAAAUCUCUAGCUCGGAUGAUGCUGAAUGACUUCCUUAAUGACCAGAACAGAGAUAAAAAUACUAUCUACAGUGGCCUGGAAGCUUUCGGGGAUGUUAAAUUAGAAGAUACUUACUUUGACAGAGAUGUGGAAAAGGCAUUUAUGAAGGCUAGUUCUGAACUCUUUAAUCAGAAAACAAAGGCAUCUUUGCUGGUAUCAAAUCAAAAUGGAAAUAUGUAUACAUCCUCAGUAUAUGGUUCCCUUGCUUCUGUUCUAGCCCAGUACUCUCCUCAGCAAUUGGCAGGGAAGAGGAUAGGAGUGUUCUCUUAUGGUUCUGGUUUGGCUGCCACCUUGUACUCUCUUAAAGUUACACAAGAUGCCACACCAGGGUCUGCUCUUGAUAAAAUAACAGCAAGUUUGUGUGAUCUUAAAUCAAGGCUUGACUCAAGAACUUGUGUAGCACCAGAUGUCUUUGCUGAAAACAUGAAGCUCAGAGAGGACACUCAUCACUUGGCCAACUAUAUACCUCAGUGUUCAAUAGAUUCACUCUUUGAAGGAACAUGGUACCUAGUUAGAGUGGAUGAAAAGCAUAGAAGAACGUACGCUCGUCGCCCCUCUCCAAAUGAUGACACUUUGGGUGAAGGAGUAGGACUUGUGCAUUCAGAUACAGCAACUGAGCAUAUUCCAAGCCCUGCUAAGAAAGUGCCAAGGCUCCCUGCAUCAGCAGCAGAACCCGAAGUAGCUGUCAUUAGUAAUGGGGAACAUUAAGAUACUCCGUGAACUGCGAGACUUCACAGUGUGUUUGGGUUGGGGUGGGGAUAGGGGAAUGGUUGGAGGAAGGGAAUGUCUGGGGACAAUUUUAAAGAAUUACACAUUGCUUAAAUUUUUAUGUGACUGACACAGAGCCUAGCAAACUGUUGUGCUCUUGGACAAGUCUAUCUGCCCAAUUUGCUAACAUGCUUCCUGUUGUGGUCUAGCCAAUGCUAAAUGUACUCGAAUGAUGUUAAGGGCUCUGUAAACUUUAUACCUCUCUGGCCAUUUAUAUGCAUGAAAUUUAGUUUUUAAAUGUAGUGUGAAUCCUGUGCUUCUGUUAGAGGAAAGCAGAGGUACUAGUCUCCAAUUUAAUUUUUUUUUUAAUGUGUAAGAAUUUUAUACUUUGAACAACAAGAUUAUUGAAAGUACCUGUGGUUUUUGAAAAUUUUUUCUAGCUUGGGGAAUGUGGUCUUAAAAUGUGAUAUGCACAAAUACUCUUUGAAAAUGGCAAGACAAACAUUCUUUUUCUCAGAUUUAUAAAUCCUAGAGAGGCAGAAAAGAGUUAGGACAGUAACACUGGUUCUGGAAUAUUAUCCAGACCAACAGUGACAAAGUUAUUGUGAUGAUCUCUGAACAGAGAGACACUAGCAUUGAGCAGGUUUCUGGCAUAAAAAGCAUGGUCUGUUUGGGAGCUGUCAUGAUAGCUGCAGGAGCUGAGUGCUCCUGAUCAGUUCAUGGUGGACUGUGCUCAGCAACAUCGAGAUGUUAUUGGAGGUGUAUAUGAGGAAGCUUUUUGUUGCAAUCCUUCUUUGCACCUUAUUUUAAAAGAUACAUAAAACAUUUCUUUGAUGCCUUUUUAAAAUUUUAAACUGGAAGGAUGGAGCAGGGCAUUAUUAGGCUACUUAUGUUUCAGUGUUACAAAUUCAAUUUCUAGACUGACAGAUUUGUGGUAUGAGUUCUUUUUGUUUUGUGUGUGUGUUUGUGUGGGUCUUUGUUUUUGUAUCUGUUCGAUGAAAAUAAGAAGGUACAACCUAAGUUUUUACAUAGUCUGACUAGCCAAAAAGAGUAUUCCACUUCAAGGUCUGGAAGUAGGGUUUAUAAAGCUUUUUCUUGGACAUUCACCUUUAAAAAACAACAAAAAACUAUCACAUGGAAUGAAAGAGAUUGGUUAGAAAGUUUUAUAGAUGUUUUUGGUGCUGAACUAUGACAUGAGCCUUAUAGAUUGUAAAAUAGAGAUAGUUGGAACUAAUGUACAGAACUAAAUUUUUAAAACUUUAUUUACCAUUAAAUUCUGUGAAGUUUCAGUUAUCGAAAAUAAACAAAUACAAAAUGUAAUGUUUCAGAUUGCAAGCUAAUAUGUAAUGUAGUGUUUGUAAGAUACUCUUGUCUAAUAUUAUUAACUAGUGGUAUUUUGAUUUGUACAGUCAUAAUUUGUUAAAAUGACUUCAUUUUAACAUCCACUGAUGUAGAUUAAUAAUGUAAGCUCAGAUUUAAAAGAAUGGUGGGAAAAUGGUGCAUGUAAUACUUUUCCAAGUUUUGGGAGUUCAGUAUGUCGAAAAGAGUAAUUUAAUGUUUGAUUGCCAAGAAAUGGGUUUUCUCAAAGUCCAUUGCCGGCAAUGGGCAAGCCUGGUAAUACUGGCACAGAGCAUUAACCAUAAACCUUAUUGAUGGUAAGGUGAAUAACUUUGAAAUAAAGUUUUAGAGAAACAUUUUA